This is a messenger RNA of Orussus abietinus, 2017 nucleotides long. Its product is annotated as fatty acyl-CoA reductase 1. Gene Ontology annotation, molecular function: alcohol-forming very long-chain fatty acyl-CoA reductase (NADP+) activity. The coding region runs from base 323 to 1909 and encodes 528 amino acids. Gene Ontology annotation, cellular component: peroxisome. The record is from RefSeq and is a predicted model, not a curated record. NCBI's taxonomy places the organism in Eukaryota, Metazoa, Arthropoda, Insecta, Hymenoptera, Orussidae. The transcript is spliced from 10 exons. Gene Ontology annotation, biological process: long-chain fatty-acyl-CoA metabolic process.
UGCCCAGUUUUCUGCACCUGAAAUUUAAUAGGCAUGUUCAGUUUAUUUACUAUCUAUCAUGUUAUAAGUGGAUAUAGUGAUUUGUACAUGCAUUUCAUUUCUGGUGCCAAUGAUUCUGCGAUAUACAAAGACGUAUAAUAAUGUGGACAACCCUUUUUCUGCCGCCUGAUGGAGGGUGAAUGCCACGAAUAAUUUCAACAACGCUGAUUCCUUGGAUUUUUGGAAAUUGGACGAUGACGCAAACGGAAGCAAUUUAUGGAAGAAGAGGGAAAAUAUCGGGCGAAAAGCCUUGUGCUGAUAAUUAACAGUCAAGACAUUUCUUAUGCAUAUGGAUUCGCCGAAAAAAGAUCAGCCCAAAUUGGACGACUUGUCUGACGAAUCGGACGUAGAAAUAGACGACAAAAGUGAAAUUUGCCAUUUUUUCCGGGGCUGCAAUGUUCUCGUUACCGGUGGCUCAGGAUUCUUAGGCUUGCUGCUGAUAGAAAAAUUGCUGCGUUCAUGUUCCGACAUCAACAAAUUGUACCUGCUUAUACGACCGAAGAAAGGAAAGUCUCCAGAGGAGCGAUUAAAAGAGAUUUUCGACAGAGUUAUAUACGAGAGGCUGAAAGUCGAACAGCCGAAUUUUAUGGAGAAAGUUGUCUUAAUAGAAGGUGACAUGGGGCAAAAAUUAUUAGGAUUGUCCGAGGAAAGUCGAAAACGCCUUUUGGAGAUAAAUAUCGUUUUUCACCUAGCUGCCACUGUGCGUUUCGACGAAAAAUUACGGACUGCCGUCAACAUCAACGUCAGAGGAACGAAAGAAAUAGUAUUGUUGGCUAAACAGAUGAGGAAUCUUAAGGUGUUCAUGUACGUGUCAACUGCAUUUUCACAUUACGUCCGAAGUUCUAUCGAUGAAGUGUGUUACCCGCCUCCCAUAGAUGUGGACCGUUUGUUGACUAUAGUGGAAAAUAUGGACGACGCCAUGUUGGAAGCGGUGCAGCCGAUGAUCCUCGGAAAAUGGGAAUACACGUACACGUUUUCAAAAGCAGUAGCGGAGGAUACUGUCUUGAAAUAUGGCGCUGGGAUGCCAAUUUGCAUUGUUAGACCUCCCAUCGUCCUUUCUACUGCAAAAGAUCCGAGUGCCGGAUGGAUAAAUAAUGUUUUCAAUGUUACCGGAAUAUUUUUAGGUGCGGGGAUUGGUAUACUUCGUACGAUGCACUGUCACAAAAAUAAGAUUAUGGAAGCAGUACCUGCUGAUUAUGUUAUCAACAAUAUGAUCUGUGCAGCCUGGGACGUGGACAAUAAACGAAAUGAUAUGGCUAAUAGUCUAAGGGACGUAUCGACAAAGCUGGAGGUGUACAACUGCGUGUCGUCAAAUGCAAGUCCUAUAACGUACGAAGAAACAUUCAAGAAAUCGUUUACUGCUUUACAGGAAAUAAAAUCGACAAAAAUAUUAUGGCAUUACGGGCAUAAAUGCGAGGAUCGGUACUGGGUAUAUUAUAUAAACAUGGUUUUAUUUCAUUUGGUACCGGCUGUCAUUGUGGAUACCGCAGCCAUCCUUACUGGGCGAAAACCGAUGUUAAUGGAGUUACAUAAAAAGGUAAACAAAAUGGCUAGAAUGAUGCAGUACAUCGCGACUCACGAAUGGAAGUUUUAUGACAAUAAUGUCCAGCAACUAUGGGAUAAAUUGAAUCGAGUGGACAGAAAAGAAUUUAAUUUUAACAUGAAGGACUUUAAUUGGGAUGAAUUUAUGUUGAUUCAAUGCCGAGGAAUUCAACGCUACAUCCUUAAAGAUACCAUCGACGAUUCACCCGAAAAACGUGCUCAUAUGUUCAAGGUGAAAAUCCGCCAUUACGUGUUGGUCACCGUAAUGUGGAGUUUCGUACUAUGGCUGUUCGUAUCGAUUCUGCGGUAUUUUGGAUUCUGGUGGUGAUACGAGUGACCUGGAAUUUCCUAGAUCUACGUAUUGUCGGAGCAUUAAAAUUGUUUAUUCAUAAGAGGUCCUCGCAUAUGAUAAAUAAACGCCAAAUCAUUUCUUAAA